Rubroshorea leprosula is the source of this 955-nucleotide messenger RNA. NCBI's taxonomy places the organism in Eukaryota, Viridiplantae, Streptophyta, Magnoliopsida, Malvales, Dipterocarpaceae. The record is from the annotation of a GenBank genome assembly.
AAACUCUGUCCAGAAAGAGCAGAAGCUUCCCCUGGUGGUGUAUUUUCAUGGGGGAGCCUUUUGCAUAGCGACUGUGGCCGAGCCUAAGUACCACACCAGCCUCUAGUGGCAGAGGCUAAUGUUGUGGUUCUUUCUGUGGAUUAUCGGCUAGCCCCUGAACACCCUCUUCCAACGGCGUAUGAGGACUCUAGGGCUUCACUUCAGUGGGUGGCUUCCCAUAUCGUGGGAGAUAGCGAUGGCCAGGAGGAUUGGCUCAAAGAUUAUGUGGAUUUUGAGCAGGUGUUUCUGGCUGGUGACAGUGCUGGUGCUAAUAUUGCACACCACUUGGCUUUGAAGAUCAAGGAUUCGGAUCUGGACCUGAAGAUUCUUGGUAUUGGUAUGAUCCAUCCUUACUUUUGAGGGACAAAUCCCAUUGGAUCCGAGAUUACUGAUUCAUUCAGGAAGGGAUUGGUGGAUAACUGGUGGUUGUUUGUAUGUCCUUCCGACGAAGGGUGCGAUGACCUGCUCAUCAACCCGUAUGUGGAUGGAGCACCUGAUCUUGCCGGCUUGGCAUGUGACACGGUGCUUGGCGGAAAAGGAUAUAUUGAAGGACAGAGGGAAGCUUUGCCAUGAGAAAUUGGCGGGGAGCAACUGGCCGGGAACGGUGGAGCUGAUGGAGAUAGAAGGGGAGGAUCAUGUCUUCCAUACCUUUGAGCCCAGUUCUGUCAAGGCAAAAAAUAUAGGUUAGCUUCUUUCUUCAAUCAAGGAGAGACUCCUGUUCUGUGAAGGUGUGGCUGCUUAAUUAUUUGGUCCCUGUUAAUUAUUUGGGCCUUUUCACAAACUUAGCCCGCAUAAGAGGGCUUGUAACCCUUGUUACCCUUUUGGGCCUUCCCCAAGUUAAUAUUUUUUUCUUGAGCUUAUGAAUAAGUUCAUAAAGCCCCCAUUAUUUAAUAAUGAAUAGAACUAGAAUUUUCAG